CCCUACUGUUGCAAUGAAAAAAUUGCAAUCAUUCUGCAGUGUUCUGCAGACAGGAGCUCGUAAGUCGUCAAACAAAAAAGUGCAGCGACAAAUAUCUGUAAAUUUUCAUAUGUUCCAUUUAGUUUUGAAAUAUUGAUGUCAGAACACACAGAAAGAACCUAUUUUAUUUCUGGAGUCAAAAUGGCGGAUGCUAACAAUGAAUUGAAAUAUACUUGGAUCAUAGAUUUUGAUGAACUUACGGAAACUGGAAAAUUAUAUGAGUCGCCAAUAUUUCUAGGAAAAGAUGAUGCAUUUAAGUAUCGACUGCUUAUAAGCAAACAUAAAAAAUAUAUUAGAGAAUAUGCUGAUGAAGUAGUAGAAUUCUUUUUCGCAAUGACAUUGUAUUGCUGUAAAAGCAAAAAAAUUCCACAGAACAAAAAAAUCACUAUCUCCAUCUUAGGCUCAAAAACUGAAAGGCUUUUGAUUGAUACCAAAAUAACGAAUGAAGAAACGGAAUCCUUCGUAGACUUUAAUGAUUAUUUGCUAAGUCGACUCACUGAUUGUGUAAACAAAGGAAUCGCGACAAUUGUAUGUGAAGUUACCGAAUGUGACGCAUUGGAAACGAAGGACAAAUCCAUUUACGCACCAUUUAUGGGUAAUGAGAAAUUCAGUGAUGUAAAAAUUCUGGUUGGAGGAGAAAAAUAUUCGGCUCAUAAAUUGAUUCUAUCAGCUAACAGUCCAGUAUUUUGCAAGAUGUUCUCUCAAAACAUGAAAGAGUCCCUGUCUGAUCUAGUGGAAAUCAAAGAUAUGGAUCCGAAGAUAUUCAAUGAAUUAUUGCGGUAUAUGUACACGGGAAAAGUUGAAAAUCUGGAAUAUCAUCCUGAAGAAAUUCUAAAAGCCGCCAAUAGAUAUAAAGUGGAAGAUCUUAAAUUUACUUGCGAGAAACUCCUUACCACGAAAUUGAUGGUUCCCAAUGUUGUGGAUUAUCUUAAGCUGAGUGCAGAUUAUAAUGCAGCUUUUUUAAAGAACUACUGCUUCGUAUUUAUCAAAAAGCAUAUCCAAGAGUUUGUUAAAAUAAAUGGAUUCGAAAGUUUAGUAGAAGCGCAUCCAAAAGUUUCGGUGGAAUUGUUUAAUAAAAUUUGUUUAAAGUAACUAAAAGUUUUAAUUGAAAUAAAAAAAUACUUAUGUCACUAGA
Molecule: messenger RNA, 1174 nt
Organism: Belonocnema kinseyi
Lineage: Eukaryota; Metazoa; Arthropoda; Insecta; Hymenoptera; Cynipidae
Product: speckle-type POZ protein-like
Exons: 2
Coding region: 136-1131 (331 amino acids)
Biological process (GO): regulation of proteolysis; proteasome-mediated ubiquitin-dependent protein catabolic process
Cellular component (GO): cytoplasm
Molecular function (GO): ubiquitin protein ligase binding
Source: RefSeq, a predicted model, not a curated record